Pochonia chlamydosporia 170 is the source of this 2127-nucleotide messenger RNA. RefSeq lists its product as hypothetical. The coding region runs from base 1 to 2127 and encodes 708 amino acids. The transcript is spliced from 4 exons. The record is from RefSeq and is a predicted model, not a curated record. NCBI's taxonomy places the organism in Eukaryota, Fungi, Ascomycota, Sordariomycetes, Hypocreales, Clavicipitaceae.
AUGGCAUCACAUAGAACUACACGUUUGGUAUGGAGUUGCAUUGCUCUCCUCCUCGUCUUUAGCCAAGUAUUACUGGCGGCUCCGAAGUUCAAGCCUGAAGUAACACCUGACCCUAAUGGCCUCGAAGUGCGGCUCGACUACGCCUUAUAUACGGGAGAGAAGAGGCGAAUUCUCUUCUCCAGCCAUCUAACAUUCGGAGAAGGGCUGAGAAUCACGGAUAAACAGUUAAGGUCACUUGGUAUAGAAGCAUAUAAGGAGAUGGAGGCAAUGGGCAGGGCAUACGAGCUUGGGAAAAACGCGAUGCCGAAUGUCAUGACUAUCCUGACCUUUGGCAAUGAGAUCAUCCUAGCCUCUUCUCAAAAGGGCAAGGACAAGCCAGAUAUCGGUGAGGAGAUAACUGAGGAAUUGAAUGCGUGCUUCGCCGGAUUCGGUAAGGACCACGCGAACCAAAGAAAGUGUGGUGAGGUAAUGGCAAUCGACCAGUAUUAUAAGAGUCGUGCCGGCGCCCCGAAGCUAGAUAUUAGGGCCCGAAUAGCCGCCAUCGUAGCAAAUAAGGAUGCAACGAGCGCGAACCCCUACAUUAUACUUGCUCCCUGUGGGACCAAUGACCCGGAGAGGCCGGGCUGCAACCUUUUGGUCAAAGACCUGAACGUGUUAAGUGAUGGAAAGAUUUCUGAAGACACAGAUACAACAGAGCUGGACUGGAGAAGCUUGAAAAGGGGAGGACAGCUUCGCAUCCGACAGAUGCCCGACCCAGGCGAAGACGAGCUAAAGAAUGCGGAAGACAGGCAGAAGAAGGGGGAAGAGGAGCUAAGAAAGGAGAAAGAAGAGCUGCAGAAGGAGAGAGAAGAGAGGCCGCCGAGGUUGGAGCAGGAGAAGGCGGUGCAGCAAACAGAACAACAAAACACAGCACUGGAGGUUGUCGGGGCACUCAUAUCUGUAGGUGCUGCAGUGGGCGGUGCUGCAGGUCUCACGGCAUUAGUAGCUGCAGCUGCUGGAGGUACCGAAGCAGCUGGAGGUGCUGCCGCUCUGACUGCUGCUGGUGCAGUCGCAUUAACUGCAGCCGAGAUCGCGGAUGAGGCUAUACCCUUACUGAUGGACAGUCUGGAGGUUUAUGAUGGGGCUCUUGAGGCAUUGCCAGAAACGGUGGAAUUGCCGGAACUAGCACCAGCUCUUAGGCGGCGAGCAGUAACCGAUCCUUCAAUCCAAAAAAAGCGAAACGCCCAUACCGAGGGCCGGGAGAAAGCUGAAAAGAAGGCUAUCGCGUUGAGGCCAGUGAUGUUGCAGGCUGUCAAUGCCGGCGUUACGACCGGAUUGGAAGUUGCUCAAAGAAACAUGAGUGUUGCAACUGGUAGUAAGCGGCGUGCAUUGAGUGACACGGAUGUGAAGAACCUAACCGCCUGGGCGGGAAGAAUUUACAAGGGCGUGCAAAACCAGACUUCAACUGUGGUUCUCGGCGUGGCAACCAACCUGACUGUAUCCUUGGUGGUCACAGAGCUGAUGAGAAAUAAUGGGACAGCUCUGUCUGCAAAGGAUGUGGCUGAGCGUGGUUUGCAAGAUUUCCUGAACGGAGUGACCGACGAAUUGCAUGGGAAAUCGAACGAAAUUGUUCGGCGCGUCGGGUACAAAUAUUGCUUCGAGUACCCCGGCAACCAAAGAUGCUUCUCUGAUUGGAGCUUUCGGACGGACAUUGUCCCCCGGGAUCGAUUUCUCUAUGGCGGCUGCCGAUCAUUCCCAAGGGAGUUUUGGCCACGCCAAACCGAGACCGGGUGUCUCAUUGUCAGCGGUGGCGAAAAUCUCCAGAACAUGUCAGAUGCUAGAUAUGCCGUACUCCGUAUUACGAGCCUUCGAGACGACUUCGCUACCAUGACAAGAGAGUAUUGCGAAUAUUCCAUCCAAUAUUUACUCAACAUUUGCAACACUGGCGGCAUACUUCCCACUUCAUCCUCCGACAACGGCACGUUCGCAUGGGCGUGGAGCAUCGAGCCAAACAAUGGCCAGUGCCCAUGUAGGGAAAAUAACAACUCGGGUGCCUACCACCUACCACCGUUUCGUAUUGGUUAUGACGGCAUCGUAGAACGAGGAAACUGGAGAGGCAAACAGUGGAGGAUGCAGUUCGGAGGCUGA